Molecule: messenger RNA, 1143 nt
Organism: Eupeodes corollae
Lineage: Eukaryota; Metazoa; Arthropoda; Insecta; Diptera; Syrphidae
Exons: 1
Coding region: 170-979 (269 amino acids)
Source: RefSeq, a predicted model, not a curated record
ACAAAGAAAAAUUAAUCAAAAAAUACUCUGCGCAACUCAUAAUAGAUAAUACGGAUAAGAUAAUAAUUAUUCUUAACUUCUAAUUUAAUUUUAAUAAUUUUGUUUAUUUGGUGUUUCCUAUUUGUUUUGUUCAAAUUAGCUUUAUGUGCAAAAAUUCAAACAACCUACUAUGAAUAUUCCCAUAAAUGAUCAACAAGCAGCUGAACAAACGAUUCUCCUCAACGCCAUUCGAAAUAAAUUUGCAAACAAUGAAAACCAUUCAGGAACUAGUCCACCAGUAUUCAGUAUACCAAGUCUUAAGCUUCCCCAAUUCUCACCCACGUCCAAUGCCUUGGAAAAUGCUAAUAAAGCUCCUGCAUCGAAAUUAAAUCAAUUUAUUCUGUCUAAGUUGGGAGAGAAUAAUGCUCAGACGAAUGUCACUGCGGGGUCCUUUAAAAUUCCUGACUUGAAAAUCGAAAGCGACUUUGUACCUCAAUCAUUUUCGUUGGGGAGAAAGCCAUCUCUAGAUCAAACAAAUUCAAAUUUAAGUGAAAGUAAUAUUAAUUCUCUUAACAAAGGCAUCAGUAAUUUGCGCGUGUGUGAAGAACAGAAAAACCACGUCAUUGAUCUCACUACAGCUCUGAAUCAAAGCACAACACUGACUGCAUCACCAGCCAAACAAAUGACAACGAAACCUAAUGCACCAAAUGCUAUAGAUUUCCAAAUUCCAUUUAUCGACUGUGAUCUCAAAGAGGCCAGUGAGCGGCUGCCAUUGAGAGAUGAAUAUUGCGUUACAGAUGUUUCGAAUUUUGCACAUCGACGUUUUAUUUGUGCUCCCUCAAGGUUUGGCAAAAUCACUUGCCUAAAAUAUAGACUCCCGAAGCGGUCAAUUUUAGUUGAUCAUAGCUUCGCACAGAAGAAUAAAAUAAAGCGAUUUAUUUUCGAUACGAAGUCCCCCGAUGACACCGUUCUGUCCCUGAGAAGGUUCAACAGAGUCUGAUGAAAUGAUGACAAUUGCAACAGAUGCACCGAGCAGGGCUGUUGCAGAUCCGUCAGUUAGUUUUACUAGAAAAUGCCUCAGCAUGAGGAGAUUUUACUUUUACAUUUCUAAUUUAAACAAUAAAUUAAUGUUUGCAGUAAAUAAUUAUUUAUUUGACAGUGUGA